GGCCUCUACAGAGCAACAACCGCAGUGCAUCGCGAGACCGCCCGCAACAAACACGCCGCGCCCGCUGGCAUGGCUGGGGGUAGUCGGAAGCCCCGAGCCGCAGGCCCGGUGCCUCCAUCAAUUACACUAGUUCUCGACAAUGGCGCCAACACCAUCAAGGCUGGCUUCGUGAAGCGCAACAGCACUAGCAGCAACAGCGGCAGCGAUAGUGUCGCUAGCACACCGGCCCCGCGCAUCAUUCCGAACUGCAUCGCUCGCGACCGCCACAAGAAGAUAUACGUCGGAUCCGAGUUCGACAAGUGCAAAGACUUUGGAGACCUUGCACUCCGGCGUCCGGUCGAGAAGGGAUUUAUUGUCAACUGGGAGGCCCAGAAAGAAAUAUGGGAUCGCGAGUUCUUCGACGACAAGGCGCCCCAGAAAUGCGACCCCUCCGAGACGCGCUUGGUCUUGUCCGAGCAGCCAAACUCGCUGCCAGCCCUGCAGGUGCAUUGCGACCAGAUGGUGUUUGAGGAGUUUGGAUUUGCCAGCUACUACCGUGGCAUCGGCCCGGCUUUCAACGCAUACCAAGACAUCCAAAGCAUAUUUCAAGCCCCAAAGACACCAGAAACCACCGUCGACAUCCCUGCCGAGGUCAUGCUUCUUGUCGACUCUGGAUACUCACACACGACGGUCACGCCUAUCAUCCAGGGCCGGCCGUUGCACCCUGCCAUCCGAAGGUUGAACGUGGGCGGGAAAUUCAUGACAAACUACCUCACACGCCUGAUAUCUGUACGUUACUUCGAUAUGCGUAAUGACCCGUAUGUCGUCAAUGAGAUGAAAGAGGCCGCCUGCUAUGCGUCGCUCGACUUCAAUGGCGACCUUGAAAAGUCGUGGAAAGGUACCCAAGGGGAACGUCGAGAAGACUACAUAAACGGUGCCGGCAUUGCCAUGGACUAUGUUCUACCAGACUCUCACACACGGUUUCAUGGCAUUGUACAGGAGUACGACCCCACCCGCCUCUCCCGGACCCGGAAGGGCGGGGUGUCUGCCGAGGACAUCCUGACUCUGCGGAACGAGCGUUUCAUCGUUCCCGAGAUACUCUUCGACCCCUCCGACAUUGGCAUGCGGCAGCCUGGCCUCGCAGAUGUCAUCAUGCAGUCGCUUUCGGUGCUGCCAAUAGGCCUUUGGCCCGGUUUGCUGGCCAACAUUGUGGUCGUGGGAGGAAGCUCUCUGAUCCCAAAUGUCAUCCAGCGCCUGCAGACCGAGAUUCUCAAGAGGGUGCCAGACGCCUGCAUCGUCAGAGUGGCCUGCCCAGCCGACCCCAUCGCAAGCACCUGGAUAGGAGCUGCCAACUUUGCCAGGCACGAGCACGUCGAGAAGCUUGCCGUCACCAAGCAAGAGUACGAGGAACAUGGAGCUGCCUGGGUGGCGCGGAAAUUCGCCGCGGGCCUGAGGGUGGACUCAUGAUACCCUAGAUGGUUUGGAUACAAGCUCGGAAGCUGGACACAACUACUCGCCAGGUCUACAAAAGGCCCUCUGGCUAACAUGUGCGCUUGUAGACCGGAAAAGCAAGCUGCACCUUAUUCUCGGU
Messenger RNA from Lasiosphaeria miniovina, 1570 nucleotides. Its product is annotated as actin family. Gene Ontology annotation, cellular component: Swr1 complex. Bases 70 to 1446 code for a protein of 458 amino acids. The record is from RefSeq and is a predicted model, not a curated record. The transcript is spliced from 2 exons. Lineage: Eukaryota; Fungi; Ascomycota; Sordariomycetes; Sordariales; Lasiosphaeriaceae. Gene Ontology annotation, molecular function: nucleosome binding.